GUUGGUGCAGGAGAUAUAGUGUUGAAGCAAGUUGUUGGCAAGUAUUCGAUAGGCAAAGCCAUUUAUGGAAGUAACAGAGCAAAGCUUAGACCUUUCUUGUGCCAAUCCAACUGUGGCUUCCACAAUGGGCGGACUGAUCUUGCUCCGAGAAGCUUCUUUGAAGACUACGUGGAUGAUGACACAAGCCGACCAUACACAUACCAGAAAGAGAAAAAGUCAAAGAAUCCAGACAAACAUGUAUCGUUCAAGCAACGGACAAUCACAUACAUGGAGACCUUCACUCUCGAUGUCUUCAUCUCAAAACGCUUUGUUUCGGCAUCUCUCACGCACCGUAUCAUAUGGAGGAUCUUGUCUGAACGUGCGAAGGAGGCUGAUGUUUAA
Messenger RNA from Thlaspi arvense, 381 nucleotides. Lineage: Eukaryota; Viridiplantae; Streptophyta; Magnoliopsida; Brassicales; Brassicaceae. The record is from the annotation of a GenBank genome assembly.